AUGAGGGAGGUGGCCAUCCCGGACAACAUGAAGAACCUUUUUCUCGAGACGGAUAGUGGGAAGACCAAUCCAAAGGAUCAUCUGCUUUAUUUCAACACGAAGAUGGUCAUAAGCUCUUCUUCCGACGCAGUGAAGGGCACGAUGUUCCCGUCGACGUUCAAGGGCACAAUAAUGGCUUGGUUCACGACUUUGCCUUGGGGAUCCAUCACAAAUUUUCGCGACUUCUCGUCGAAGUUCCUUGUUCAAUUCUCUACGAGUAAGAUUAAGCAGGUAACGAUCGACGAUCUGUAUAACGUCCGCCAAUCAGUGGGUGAAACUUUGAAACAAUACGUAAGGCGGUUCAGUGCAGCAUCUGUUAAGAUUGAGGAGUCGGAACCACAUGCUUGUGCGCGAGCUUUUAAGAAUGGACUGCAGCUGGGGAAGCUAAACAGUAAGUUGAGUCGUAAGCCCUCUCGGUCGAUGGCAGAAAUACGUGCUCGGGCUAACACCUACAUCUUGGAUGAGGAGGAUGACGCUUUCAAAAGGAAGUGCGCAAAGAUGGAAAAGUACGGCGAUCAGAGGGAUGUCUCCUCGGCGGGCAAACAAAGUCGGGAAAAAGGGGAAAGCAGUAAGCGGAAUGACAAGAGGGGCAAGUCAGUUGAAAAGUUUGCAAAGGAGCAACUCUACCCAAAGAAGGAAAGUUUCGAGCGUUGA
Messenger RNA from Lotus japonicus, 693 nucleotides. RefSeq lists its product as uncharacterized. The record is from RefSeq and is a predicted model, not a curated record. The transcript has a single exon. The coding region runs from base 1 to 693 and encodes 230 amino acids. Lineage: Eukaryota; Viridiplantae; Streptophyta; Magnoliopsida; Fabales; Fabaceae.